UUGGCUGAGCCGAAUGUGACUGUGCCGGUGCUCAGGGAGGGUGAGGAGGUGAAUCUGACCUGCACUGCUCCAGCUCCCUGCCCCAGUCACCCUCCAAAUGUAAUCUGGGCUCCUGCAUUAGGUGGUGACGUAACACAGAGGACACAGCUGAACGCUGAUGGGACUCAGACUGUUUCUGCCAUCUUGAAUUUCGUCCCGUCGUUCCACCAUCAUGAGCUGAAAGUGAACUGUGUUUCUAUUCAUCCUCUACACAGAGAGGACAGACCCCUGCUCAGCCACAAGAUGGUCAUCCUCAGUGUGGAGUAUCCUCCUAAGGAAACAUGGAUCUCUCUCACAGGCUUGGUCUGGCUUGGUGAUAAAGUGACCCUCACCUGUCAAAGUAAUGCCAACCCUCCUGCUGUCCACAGGUGGUUCAAGAAGAGAGCAGGUGUAGAGGAAGAACUGGGCAUCUCACAUGUGCUUUCCUUCACUGCGGCCCAUGAGAACACUGGGGAAUACAUUUGUGAGGCACAGAAUCAAUAUGGUGCAAUGAACUCCACAAACCUACAGAUC
Molecule: messenger RNA, 552 nt
Organism: Sinocyclocheilus anshuiensis
Lineage: Eukaryota; Metazoa; Chordata; Actinopteri; Cypriniformes; Cyprinidae
Product: myelin-associated glycoprotein-like
Exons: 2
Source: RefSeq, a predicted model, not a curated record